AGUAAUGGUACCGUGACAAUGGAGCUCUCUUCGGACAAGCGUGUAAGGCUGUUUGUUAGGCGAUGUGAGGCUCAGAAAACCCCACCUCGGACUACCAGUUCAUCUCUGGAAAACCCACGGAUAAUCCAGGCCAGCUUGGGACAUUCUUCACUUCCCUUCGCUUCCCCUCUGGGAGCCCCUUUCACCGCACCCCCGCACCUUGCUUCGGGCGAUGCCCCAGAGCGAGCUGUGGCCGGCGGGGCCUGGCUCAGAACCCGUGACCCGCAUCGGCAGCUGUGACAGCAUCAUGAGCACCACGUCCACCCGCUCUGGAUCUAGUGACAGCAGCUACGACUUCCUGUCCGCUGAAGAGAAAGAGUGUCUGCUCUUCCUGGAGGAGACCAUCGGCUCACUGGACACUGAGGCUGACAGCGGACUGUCUACUGACGAGUCUGAGCAAGACACAGCUCCCCAAGGCCCCCGAGCUCUGCCCAUAACCCAGGCUGCUCCCCAGGGAUAUCCAGGGGAGAAGAUCAUUCAGCAAGAACCAGAGCCAAGGAGAGGGACUCAGCCCAGCUCAGCCCAUCUUCCUGAGCUCCAAGACCUGGGCCUCAGGUCUGGGUCCUAUAGCCUUCCCAGAAAUAUCCACAUCAGCAUCAACCAGAACCUCAGGAAAAGCACCACUCAGACUCAUAGCCACAGCCCGGGGGAAGUGGAAGGCCUUGUCCCGGAGCCUGAGACAGAGCAGGUCAGCCAAAGCAGUGAGCCCAGCCAGGCUCUGGCCAGCCCCCAGCCACCUGCCCCAGCCCUGGACACAGUGCCCAUCCCUCCACCAGAGGCUUUUCGGGACACCCAGCCCGAGCCGCAGGAGCGAGGCCGCCUGCCCACUGAGCCCAGGCAGCAGACCCACACGUCAGUCAGCCCCCAGGAGAGCAAGGAGACUUCCUCAGAGGCCAUGUCCCAAAAAGCCAAUGAGGAAGGCUCAACAGGCGGCCCAGGACAGUCUAGGCCGCCUUCAGCCACCUCCACCUCGUCUCAGAAUAUGAGAGCUGAAGAUGCCCCCGUCCCACCAGUGGGGGACCCCGGUGCCCACCUGGCCCCCCUCACAGCCUCUAAGCCCCGGAAACUGCCCCCCAAUAUCGUUCUGAAAAGCAGUCGCAGCAGUUUCCACAGCGAGCCCCAGAACUGGCUGGCCCGCCACGCCGAGGCCGGCCCUGGAGACCCUGGCCUGGGCCCGUCCUCACUGCAGGAGCAGAAGAAGGCACGCCGAGAAGCACUUGAGAAGCUGGGGCUACCCCAGGACCAGGACGAGCCCAGCCCCCACUUAAGUAAACGCACCAGCUCCACCUGGCUCCAGGCCCCCCUUCCAACUCCAGCACCAAUCCGGCCUGCGGUUCCAGCUCAGGGCAGAGCCGCCGCACCAGCUGGAGGAAAGGCUCCAGCCCCAGCUCCGCCGCGGGGAACCACCCCAGGGAAGGCUCCGAGUCCCACUCCAGCUCAGGGGUCUCCUCCAGGCAGAGGUUGGAUUCGAGCCCAGGAACCUACUCCAGGGAAGGUUCCAGCGGUCAAAUCCGUGCCAAUUCCUAUCCCUAAGGCCCCGGGGGUAAGUAAGCCCCUGACUCAGCCAAAGUCAGACUCAGGGCUGACUCUCCAGGAGAGCGACAUCCCGGGCCUGAGACAGAUGAACUUCAAGUCCAACACUCUGGAACGCUCGGGCGUGGGGCUGAGCAGCUACCUCUCGGCUGAGAAAGACCCCAGCCCCCAAACCAGCACCUCUCUGGGCAAAGGCUCCUUCUUGGACAAGAUGUCUCCUAAUGUCUUGCGUAACUCACGGCCCCGCCCUGCCUCCCUGGGCACGGGGAAGGACUUUGCAGGCAUCCAGGUGGGCAAGCUGGCCGAGCAGGAGCAGGAGCAGAGCAGCAGGCACCUGCCCUACCGAGGACAGAGCCCUGACAAGCUGCCUCGACCCCCCUACGUCAGUGUCAAGAUCUCCCCAAAAGGCGUCCCCAAUGAGCACAGAAGGGAAGCUCUGAAGAAGCUGGGUCUGUUGAAGGAGUAGCCGCCGGCCACCCCACAGCCCCUGCCUCACCCCUGCCAAACAGGAGGAGGCUCGGAGCCUUUCCCCCACAACAGCUCGGAGCUUGGGGACGAGCAGGCUUCCCUUCAGUGCGCUCCUCUCUCUGAGGCAAAGGGCAGGAGGAGAUGGGAUUCCAGACACACACGUACGUUUAUAUUCGGAGUGAUUGUGCCAAUGCUUGUGCCAAUCCUUGCCCAAACCAUCCUGAAGAUGAUUUCCACAAGACAGAGUGUGUGUGUGCACACGCGCGUGCGUGCGUUCGUGUGUGUGUGCUGUAAACUAUAUAUAUAUCACUGAAGCUAUUUAUAUGACACAAGGAGUCAUUGCUCAGAGUACUGCUUGUGUUGGAGAUCAUCUUACCCCAGGGAGAGUUCAGCCAAGCCAGAACUGAGGGGACUGGGUGGCUAAGCCUGAGAGAAAAAGGCAGAUGAGACAAUGGCUGUGCCGGCGACAUUAGGCAAAUGCAGGGUCUUAUGAAAUGUGGAUCUGCCGAAAUCCCAGUAUGGAAGGGGACUGGUUCACCUUGCAGGAUCCCUCUCUCGCUUCUGAACUUCUGGGCAGUGGCCUGGAGGAGCAGGUUUGUCACUGACUGUCCCCAGUGACCCUGUCCCCUUCACUGUCCCCUUCUUACUGUCCCCAGUCCCAAGGACAGGGCACAUCCCUGUAACUAAAACUCUCUGAGGACUGGGAGUGGGAGGGCUCUGGUUGGCCUGAGAAGGCAGGACAAGUGACCACCCGGCACGCUUCCACCAGGGACGAUCCUGGUCUGUGCACUUGACGAAUUUGGAAGCAUAAACUCAGUAGUGGUCCCUGACUCUGCCGUUCCUACCUCAGCCCAAACAGGGCUAACCCCAGGGCUGGGCCAGUGCAGAGACGGGAGUCUAAGCCCUGAAUCUUUAGAAAUACCGAAGAGCUAUCUGAGGCCUUUGUCCCUGCUACUGACUACCGCACGUAGUUUUUUUUCUGUUUCUAUGGGAAGGCAACCCAGUACAUUCUCUGUGAGUUAUUCACAGACUAUCAGAGCUGGGAAGAAUCUUAGAGAUGAGCCUCUCCUGUCCCACACUGUUGGGGAAGGCAAGGGACUUAUCUGUGGUCACUCUGCCAUGCAGUAACGGAGCGGGGUCCCCAGCUUCUCAUUCCACGCUGCGUGCCGCCUCUCACGUGGCACCCUCAGGAUCUGCGGUCGCUGUCAAAGGCUCAACCCUCAGGCCCUUCAAGAUCCUGAAGUGUCUUCUCAAACGUCAGAGAUUAAACAUUGUUCAAGACCA
This is a messenger RNA of Neogale vison (American mink), 3324 nucleotides long. It is a transcript of the gene C10H1orf116, whose product is annotated as chromosome 10 C1orf116 homolog. Lineage: Eukaryota; Metazoa; Chordata; Mammalia; Carnivora; Mustelidae. The record is from RefSeq and is a predicted model, not a curated record. The transcript is spliced from 4 exons. The coding region runs from base 212 to 2038 and encodes 608 amino acids.